AUGUUUAGACUAGGUCCUAGUUCUGGUAUGUUGAGACGACAAAUAAACCACAUACCCAAUAGAAGUUUUCUGAUUUUCAAGAAUGUUAAGUCGUCUCUAGGAUCCCGAAUUCCAAUUAUUUAUUAUAAAUCAAACAAACUUUACUCCAUAUCAACAGUAAGCACAAUAAACUCGUCUUCCAAAAAGACCAAAUCAUCAUCAUCAUCAUCUAGAUACGGUAAAUUUUUUAAGUUUGGUUUGGCUAUUGGAUUAGGAACGACUAUUUUGUAUUACACAAAUGAUUCAUUCAAACAUACAGUUUUAACUAUCGAUAGAGUUAACACUGUGACUGUUGCCAUGAUCCGUUGUUUUGCAUUAUAUAAGGAAACAUUAGGUGCCAGUUAUGAUAAUGAUAGUGAUCGUCAUAAGGCAUUGUCGAAAACACACAAAAAAGCUGCAGAAAUUACUUUGAAAGCAUUGGAGAAAAAUGGAGGGAUAUAUAUUAAAUUAGGCCAACAUAUCACAGCAUUAACUUACCUUUUACCCCCAGAAUGGACAAAUACCAUGCUCCCGUUACAAGAUAAAUGUCCUCAAUCGUCUCUAGAAGAAAUUGAAAAGUUGUUUGAAAAUGAUCUAGGCAAGAAAAUGUCAGAUAUUUUCAUUGAUUUUAAUCCAACCCCUGUUGGUGUUGCAUCUUUAGCACAAGUUCAUAUUGCAACUUUGAAAAACGGAGAAAAAGUGGCGGUCAAAAUUCAGCAUCCAUCAUUGAAAGAGUUUGUUCCCUUGGAUGUGGCACUUACAAAAAUGGUGUUUGACUUGAUGUACAAAGUGUUUCCUGAAUAUCCAUUAACCUGGCUUGGUGAUGAAAUGCAGAAUUCCAUAUAUGUUGAGUUGGAUUUUACAAAAGAAGCAGAAAAUGCCCGAGAAACAGCAGAAUAUUUCAAAGAUUAUCAACGUGAAACUGCUUUGCGGAUUCCAAAAAUAGUGGAAGCCCAAUCGAGAAUUUUGAUGAUGGAAUAUGUUUCCGGUGAAAGGUUGGAUAAUUUAAAAUAUAUGGAGCAAAAUAAUAUUGAUCCAUCCGAAGUUUCGUCGUGUUUGUCUCAUAUUUUUAAUAAUAUGAUUUUCACUCCUGAUGUGUCCUUGCAUUGUGAUCCUCAUGGUGGUAAUUUAGCUAUUCGAAGUGUCUCUAAAUCAGAACACAACAAGAGUGGUCAUAAUUUUGAAAUAAUCUUGUAUGACCAUGGACUUUAUAGAAAGAUCCCUCUUCAAAUGAAACGUGAUUAUAGUCAUUUCUGGUUAGCUGUCUUGGACAAUGAUGUUCCUAAUAUGAAGAAAUAUGCUAUGAAAAUUGCUAAUUUUGGUGAGGAUGACCAAAAAUUUAGAAUUUUUAUGAGUGCAAUUACCGGAAGGGCACCAGACAAAGCCUUGAAUUACGAUAUAUCGAGUCGUAGAUCCAAUGAGGAAAUUCAAAAAAUUCAAGGGCAAAUAAACAACGACAAUGGGGUCUUGGAAGACUUGAUGGACAUUUUGAGCAACAUGCCUAGAAUGGUGUUAUUGAUAUUAAAGACGAAUGAUUUAACGAGGAAUUUAGAUGAAAACCUAGAGAGUUCUUUGGGACCUGAGAGAACUUUUUUGAUUAUGGCAAAUUAUUGUGCCAAAUGUGUGUAUGACGAGCUGAAAGAAGAAAUCAACCAGAAAUAUCGUGGUUGGAGUUGGUUGACACAUUCUAUUUCAAACUGGUGGCAUUAUCAAAAGAGAUUGAGUACAUUAUAUCUCUAUGAUUUUGUAUUGAUGAUCAGAAAACUUACAUUUUAG
This is a messenger RNA of Candida dubliniensis CD36, 1794 nucleotides long. RefSeq lists its product as uncharacterized. The transcript has a single exon. The coding region runs from base 1 to 1794 and encodes 597 amino acids. The record is from RefSeq and is a predicted model, not a curated record. NCBI's taxonomy places the organism in Eukaryota, Fungi, Ascomycota, Pichiomycetes, Serinales, Debaryomycetaceae. Gene Ontology annotation, cellular component: mitochondrial inner membrane. Gene Ontology annotation, biological process: lipid homeostasis; mitochondrion organization.